Molecule: messenger RNA, 297 nt
Organism: Prunus armeniaca (apricot)
Lineage: Eukaryota; Viridiplantae; Streptophyta; Magnoliopsida; Rosales; Rosaceae
Source: the annotation of a GenBank genome assembly
AUGUCGACUCCGCAGCAAGAAGAGGACAAGAAGCCCAACGAUCAAGCUGCCCACAUCAACCUCAAAGUGAAAGGCCAGGAUGGGAAUGAAGUGUUUUUCAGGAUCAAACGAAGCACUCAACUGAAGAAGCUUAUGAACGCAUAUUGUGAUCGCCAGUCUGUGGAGCUUAACUCAAUUGCCUUCUUGUUUGAUGGUCGCCGUCUACGAGCAGAGCAGACGCCUGAUGAGCUGGAAAUGGAGGAUGGUGAUGAGAUUGAUGCAAUGCUUCAUCAAACUGGAGGAGCCGUACAGAUUUGA